Messenger RNA from Chara braunii, 3923 nucleotides. The record is from the annotation of a GenBank genome assembly. Lineage: Eukaryota; Viridiplantae; Streptophyta; Charophyceae; Charales; Characeae.
CGGCGCCUUGGACGCGAAACGCCCUUGCGACAUCCUGGACGCCUUAACGAUCGACACCAGGGCUGGUAUCACCAUGCAAGAGGAACGUCAAAUCACAGCCGACAACCAACCUUUGACGCAAGACCACGGUCUCCGUCCUCCCUCCGGUUCGCAGGCAGCGCAGACACCUGCUGUGUCAGCUCCCAGCUCUUCAUUGCCGACCUCUGUUCUUGGUCAGCGUCCCGUUGCUGGGACGUUCGGUGGCUCUACGACGACAGCCCCUGCAUGUUACCUUGCACCGGAGGGCAUAACAGCCAACCCCACAUCGGCACCUACACCGCUGCUCUUCUCAUCCUUGUCGUCAUCGGUUUUGCAUGGGUACUUCGACCCCGUGGUGAAACAAUGGGUGCCGUACACAACACAGGUUGUCUCCCCGUGGAUGGGUGAUCGUGUUAUGGGCCCGCUGUCGGCCAGCAUUCCUCCACAACAUCUGGUCAAUCUCCCACAUUCACAGCCUUCUCCACACGUUCCUGCUACGCAUGGGACUGACCAGCUUCCACGUCCCGUUGUUGCCCCAGACACAGUCCUUGCUGAGCAGCCUGGAACGAAUGGCAAGCGCUCACCUGAUGCAGAGCUUGAGCAGUUGGCAUCAAGGGUUGCAAGGUUGGAGAUGUACUUCGGAGCAUCGUCAUCGGUUUUGCACGGGUAUUUAGACCCCGUGGUGAAACAAUGGGUGCCGUACACAAUGCAGGUUGUUGCACCUCCAUGGAUGUGUAGCGGCGUUUCCCCUCCCCCUGUGUCGUCGAGCAUUCCUCCACAGCCUUCAGUCACGCUGCCACAUUCACAGCCUUCUCCAGACGUUCCCGUGUCUCAUGGCACUGAACAACUUCGACGUUCUGAUAUCGCUGCUGAAAGAGUCCCCACUGCGCAGCCUGGAACGACCAGCAGGCCCUCACAUGAUGCAGAGAUUGAGGAGUUGAUAUCAAGGGUUGCAAGGUUGGAGGCAUACUUUGCAGCUCUGCAUCAGCAGUUCCCAGUGCAUGGGGUGCGUUUACCUGUCAAAGAGGGUAACGGGCUGCCCAAGGCGAGACAUUCAGAGCCCCCGCUUUCACCUGCGCAGUCGACGGUAGUCCGCCAGCCACACUCUCCUCCAGUGGAAAGGGCGGGGGACAAUUCCGGCGCACAGUGCAGUGAUGGACGAUGUUACACUGACGCCGACCUUGCUCGCAUGCAAGCGACUAUCAGAAUGAUGCAUGGGGGCUUGCAGCCUGUGAAGGACUCAGAUGCAGGUGUUCCAGCUGGCUGCGCAGCUGGUGCCCACAUUGUGGGAGCCCUGGCUUUACGCAAAGGCCAGCAGUUUCCUGACAUGACUAGUCUACGGGACAGCCUCGUCCGGUAUGCCGUGGCAUGUAAUUUUGAGUUUGAGACCAUUCGGUCGAGCCAGACCCGAUUCGCCGCAUCCUGCUCAUCCCCAGGUUGCACUUGGCACGUAUCUGCACGUGCACCCAACGAUCGUGUGGGUGCUCCAAUAGUUGUGAACCUUGUGAGGCCCCACGACAAGGGUUGCAAGAUGCAUUUCAAGGACCGCAAUCAGCAUGCUGGUGCUAGGUGGGCAUCCAAGAUUAUUGCAGAGGUGGUGCGCAACACUCCAGCAGUGAGUGUUGCACAGAUCAUCUCGGAGUUGGAGAGCGAAUGCGGCCAGCUGUUGCCGUACGAUGUGGCAUAUCGUGCUCGGGACAUGGCUGUCACCCUCGUCAGUGCCGAUAACGAUGAUGGGUACAGACACCUCCAGACUUACUGCAGACAGUUGCAGGAUUGUAACCCGGGCACUGUUGCCUCUGUCGAGUGGGACGGGGCGUCUUCUUUUGUUAGAUUUUUUUCCGCAUUUGGCACAUGUCUUAAGGGGUUCGUGCAUUGUCGCCCCGUACUGGCGAUUGGCACCGCACGCUUGACGGGCCGUACACCGCGUACCCUGCUCACAGCUACCGGGUAUGAUGCAAUGGGAAGGCUGUACCCUGUGGCAUUUGGGGUGGUUUCCACUGAGGACAAGUCCCACUGGACUUGGUUCCUAACGAUGUUGAGCAAUGCAUUGCGCACAGUUGAGCGCAUGCACCCUCGAUUGGCGUUCAUAUCGGAUAGACAACCGGGUAUCCUCGCAGCGGUGGAGCACGUUUUUGGGGACGUGUUUCAUGCUUCUUGCAUGAGGCACAUCCUAAAUAGUAUAAAGGGGGUGUAUGACAUUCCUGGUCUCGGAGGCUUAAUGUGGAGGGCUGCUCGUGUGCCCAAACAGCACACGUUUGAUGGUGUGGUGUCAGCGAUGCAGGCUGCAGCAGGCUCUCGUGAGCCAGUGACACGCUUGUUCCAGCAGUUUCCCCCUGAGCACUGGGCAUCUGCAUGUGGUUUGGGCGGAUGCCGCUUUGAUGCGUUGUCGAACCAUGUUGACUCCCUUAUCGAUGUGUUGGGGGAUGCUCAUGAGCUUCCACCUAUGCACCUCUGUGAGGCUAUUAGGGAGCGUUUGCAGCAGUGGUUCGACGAGCGGAGAGAUGCAGCGGCUCGUUUCCAAGGUGUCGUCCCACCACGUGUGCAGCGGAGGUUGCUCGAUCCUGUUAUUCAGGCUGCACGUUUUUGGGUCCCCAAGAGCACUGCGGCUGGUAAAUAUGAGGUCAGAGGAGCUGACACCCCCACAUCUGCAAGGGUAAGCAGACAGGUGGAUCUUGAUGCACGCACCUGUGAUUGUGGGUGGUGGGCAGUGUUGCACCGGCCAUGUCGGCAUGCUGUUGCUGCAAUGUCAGCAGAACAGCUAGAGGUGCACAAGUUCUUUCAUCCGUGCUUUACUGUGUCAGCGUUGAGGGCGUCUUAUGAGGGAGGGAUAUCCCCUGCCCCUCUGCCUGCAGAGUGGCAGAGCACAGUGACGGAGGAAGAGAUCGGGCCAUUUGAGGCUGUUCCCAAGGCAGGGCACCGAAAGAAGGCCCAUAACAUCACUCGGCACAAGGGACUCGGAGUGAUUAAGCAGAGAUGUGGCCUGUGCGGGACGUAUGGUCACAAAAAGUCAACUUGUACUCAUGCAGCUGACAAACAAGCUCGAGCUGCAGGCAAGGAUAAGGACCUGGCGGCACCCUUGCAGACUCAGGCCGAGGGCAGGCAGGAGAGAGCGGAAGAGGGCACACUUGGCACGAUAGAUGACAGCACAGCUCGCGAGACACAUCCCAGGGGGCGACCCCGCAAGCCACUCCCAGAUGGUACGCCUCCUCCCAAACGACCCAGAGGGCGUCCCCGAAAGUCUGAAGGUCGUCCAGAUCCACGACCUGGGACUGGAGCUGAUGACAGCAAGCCCGCAGUGUACAUGCCUCCCGAUGAGGAUGAAGGGCAUGAGGAUUCUCAUUCCAAAGAGGAGGGUGGAGUGGAUGAUAUCAUCGACUUAGACAUUCGCAUACGUCAUGUUCCCGUCGAUGCUGACGGAGAUGAGCAGCAUGGCAGAGCAAGGCCGUCGGAUACAGCCAUACGUGCUAGACAUGUUACAGAUGAUGUCUCACAGGGGAAUGGCUCCACGCAUGACACCAGGCCGCAAGCAGGAGAGGUACUCCUUCCCAUUCUCAAGGGGAGGGGGGAUGAGGCACUGCCCAGGAGUGCAUGUGUUGAAGAGGCAACGGCCCAACUAGGAGGAAACAGAGUUGCAGGUGUCAUAUGCAGUAUAUGACAUGAUGAAGAGGCACGCAAAGCGCACAGGAGAGGGAGCCGGCGUGGACACAGGUCUAGAGACCAUGUUGGCAAUGGUGGUUCUGUUAUGUAUAGAUGUAAUGCUGACAUUGCCACCAGCAUUCGUAGUGAGAGUUACGCAGACACUGCUUGGGAUUUGCACAGCGAUGACAAUUUUGCACACAUCGGUAGCAUACAGCGUGCCGGGCAUGCAUAGUAGGGAGGUAGAGGUUGCAGUUUUAGUUGUA